This is a messenger RNA of Lacerta agilis (Sand lizard), 4167 nucleotides long. Its product is annotated as glutamate receptor ionotropic, NMDA 2A-like. Gene Ontology annotation, cellular component: postsynaptic density membrane; plasma membrane; NMDA selective glutamate receptor complex. Gene Ontology annotation, biological process: synaptic transmission, glutamatergic; long-term synaptic potentiation; monoatomic ion transport. Bases 21 to 3746 code for a protein of 1241 amino acids. Gene Ontology annotation, molecular function: transmitter-gated monoatomic ion channel activity involved in regulation of postsynaptic membrane potential; NMDA glutamate receptor activity. Lineage: Eukaryota; Metazoa; Chordata; Lepidosauria; Squamata; Lacertidae. The transcript has 13 exons. The record is from RefSeq and is a predicted model, not a curated record.
CUCAGUGUCUGGGCUGAACAAUGGGGGUGGAGACGCUCCUUCAGGAUGUGAUGUCCACGUUUUUCCAGUUUGGGGCUUCCAUCCAACAGGAAGCCAUCAUCAUGCUAAAAUUCAUGCAAUACUACGACUGGCACGUCUUCUCCUUGGUAACCAGCACUUUCCCUGGCUACCGAGACUUCAUCAGCUUUAUCAAGUACACUGUGGAGAACAGUUUUGUGGGCUGGGACAUGCAAAACAUCAUUACCCUCGACACGCCCAUCGGUGAUGCCAAGACAACAAUUCAGCUAAAGAAGAUCCACUCCUCUGUCAUCUUGCUUUACUGCUCGAAGGACGAAGCUGUUUACAUCCUGGAGGAGGCCCGUUCCUUAGGCUUGACCGGUUAUGACUUCUUCUGGAUUGUCCCCAGCUUGGUUAGUGGGAACAUGGAAAUUACUCCUAAAGAGUUCCCUGCGGGGCUGAUUUCGGUGUCCUAUGAUGAGUGGGACUACCCGUUGGAUGCCCGGGUACGCGAUGGCCUUGGGGUUAUUGCUACGGCUGCAGCAGCCAUGUUGGAAAAGUAUUCAUUCAUCCCCGAGACAAAGACGAGUUGCUACGGACAGCAGGAGAACAGCGACCGGCCAUCUCACAGGCUGCACAAGUUUAUGAUGAAUGUGACCUGGGAAGGCAAGGAUUUAUCCUUCACCGAAGAUGGCUACCAGGCGCACCCCAGACUGGUGGUCAUUGUGCUAAAUCAAACCCGGGCGUGGGAGAAGGUGGGGAAAUGGGAGAACAAAACGCUUCUGCAUAAGCAUUCAGUGUGGCCCAGGUUCAAUUCCUUCAACGACAGCGAGCCGGACAACAACCACCUGAGCAUUGUCACCCUGGAGGAAGCCCCCUUUGUCAUCGUGGAGGACAUGGACCCUUUGACGGAGACGUGCGUGAAGAACACGGUGCCCUGCCGGAAGUUUGUCAUCAUUAACAACAUCACCAAGGAAGGAAAGAACGUGAAGAAAUGUUGCAAGGGCUUCUGCAUCGACAUCUUGAAGAAGCUCUCCAAAGCCAUCAAGUUCACCUAUGACCUCUACCUGGUGACCAAUGGCAAGCACGGGAAGAAGAUCAACAACGAGUGGAACGGAAUGAUUGGGGAAGUGGUCAAAAAGCAAGCCGUGAUGGCCGUGGGAUCCCUCACCAUCAACGGCGAGCGUUCGGAGGUGGUCGAUUUUUCUGUGCCCUUUGUGGAAACGGGAAUCAGCGUCAUGGUGUCUCGGAGUAACGGCACGGUGUCUCCAUCUGCUUUUUUAGAGCCCUUCAGCGCUUCGGUCUGGGUGAUGAUGUUUGUGAUGUUGCUUAUUGUGUCGGCCAUCGCCGUCUUUGUGUUUGAGUACUUCAGCCCCGUGGGCUACAACCGGAACUUGGCACAAGGGAAAGAUCCGCACGGACCAUCCUUCACAAUCGGGAAAGCCGUGUGGCUGCUGUGGGGCCUGGUGUUUAACAACUCCGUGCCGGUUCAGAAUCCAAAAGGGACCACCAGCAAGAUCAUGGUGUCCGUCUGGGCUUUCUUUGCUGUCAUAUUCCUGGCAAGCUACACAGCCAACUUGGCUGCAUUCAUGAUCCAGGAGGAAUUUGUGGACCAGGUGACCGGCCUCAGUGAUAAGAAGUUUCAACAACCAUACGCCUAUUCACCUCCUUUUCGGUUCGGGACUGUCCCAAAUGGGAGCACGGAGAGAAAUAUCAGGAACAACUAUAAGGAGAUGCACGCUUACAUGGUGAAAUACAACCAGAAAGGAGUGGAGGAUGCCUUGGUCAGUUUGAAAACUGGGAAGUUGGAUGCUUUCAUCUAUGAUGCAGCGGUGCUGAACUACAAGGCCGGGCGGGAUGAGGGGUGCAAGCUGGUGACGAUCGGCAGUGGGUACAUCUUUGCCACGACGGGCUAUGGGAUCGCUCUCCAGAAGGGGUCGCCGUGGAAGAGGGCCAUCGAUCUUGCAUUGCUGCAAUUUGUUGGCGAUGGUGAAAUGGAGGAACUGGAAACUCUGUGGCUGACGGGCAUUUGCCACAACGAGAAGAACGAGGUCAUGAGCAGCCAGCUGGACAUUGACAACAUGGCAGGCGUCUUCUACAUGCUCGCUGCUGCCAUGGCCCUCAGCCUCAUCACAUUCAUCUGGGAGCACCUGUUUUAUUGGAAGCUGAGGUUCUGCUUCACUGGAGUUUGCUCUGACAGGCCAGGACUGCUUUUCUCCAUCAGCAGGGGUAUUUACAGCUGCAUUCAUGGGGUCCACAUAGAAGAGAAGAAGAAGUCUCCCGACUUCACACUGACGAGUUCUCAAACGAAUAUGUUGAAACUCCUGCGGUCGGCAAAGAACAUGACCAACAUCAACCCCUCCCGGAUAAACUCCCCCAAAAGAACAGCCGAUUUUAUCCACAGGGGGUCCUUGAUAAUGGACAUGAUGAUGGACAAGGGGAACCUGAUCUUCUCCGACAACAACAGGCCCUUUCCGCCGAAGGAGAACAUUUUCAGCGACAACAUAGGCGACCUACAGACUUUCAUGGCCAACCGCCACAAGGACAGCCUCAACAACUACGUUUUCCAAGGGCAGCACCCACUCACGCUGAACGAAUCCAACCCGAACACGGUGGAAGUCGCCGUUGCGGCAGAAGCCAAAGGGAAUUCCCGCCCGAGACAGCUGUGGAGGAAAUCGGUGGAGUCUUUGCGGCAAGAAUCUCUGCGGCAGGGCUCUCUCCAGCGAGAAAAUGAUUCCGACGAGAACAGGCAGCAUUCGUUGAAGGGCCCAAGGUACCUCCCCGAAGAGAUCAUCCGCUCGGACGUUUCAGAUACCUCGAGCCGGGCCACCUGCCACAUGGAGUCCGAAAACAACAACAAACACCACAAGUCAAAAGACAACGUUAAAAAGCGGCCUGUAGCGAAAUACCCGAAGGACUGUAGCGAUGUCGAGCUCACAUAUCUAAAAAACAAGUCUCUGCCUCGGGAUAAAAUUUACAUUAUAGAUGCAGAUAAAGAGCGUGGCUUUCACCUGGAUACGCCCCAGUAUAUCGAGAACAUUAUCCUUCCGGAGACAAUGGACUUCUCCGACGUCUAUCAGGAUCACAACGACAACUACCGGAAGUCGGAGCAGAGUAACAGGACUCCUUUGCCGAAUGAGGAAAGUCUUCCAAGCGACGACCAGUACAAGCUUUACCCAAAGCACUAUGGCUCGAAAGAUAAAAACGCGACCUUCGGCGAAGCCAAUGACCGCUACAGGCAGAACGCUACCCACUGCAGGAGCUGCCUUUCCAGCCUGCCCAGCUACGCCGGACACCAUUUGAGCCGCUCGCCCUACAAAUGCGACGCCUGCGUGCGGAUGGGGAACCUGUACGACAUCGACGAAGACCAAAUGUUGCAGGACGCCGGCAACUCGGCCCAGCGGGAGGAAGAGGUGUACCGGCACGACUGGGUCCAGAACAACAAGACCCAGCCUCCGAAGAAAAGCAGGCUGAGGAUCAGCCGGCAACACUCUUUCGACAACCUCCUGGACAACAAGCCCAGGGAAGUGGACGUCGGGAGGCCGUCCCGGAGCAUCAGCCUGAAAGACAAAGAGAAGUUUCUGGAAGGCAGCAGCCCUUAUGCAAACCUGUUUAACGCCCCCCAAAGCAAACUCUUGAGCAGCAAGGCCCCGCUUUUCACACGCACCUUGGACGACGAGACCAAGGCUGCAAUCCACCGAGGACUUCUCCUCCGCCAAGUCCCAUUGAAAGGAAUGGAAGUUUCAUAGUUGCUAAUAGAGGUCCCACACGUUCAGAUAGCAGCUCCAAGCUGGGCGAUGUGGUGGUGCAACCAGGAAGGGGUGGGAACCUCUCCCAGGAAAGGCAGGGAGCUUCUUUCCCAUUCUCCCCAUCUAAGACUGAACAGACAGACCACGCUAGUCCCUGUCGAGGCCAGGCUGGGCUGUGGUGGGUGACCUUACCCGGGACGAAGUGUCUGGGGAGAGCUGGGAGGCUGGACGAGGAACAGAAAGACAAGACCACACAGUCUCCUGGCAUUUCUAUGGCUUAACCAAACCUGGAGACUUCUUAACUUCCAACCUCCGAGCUAUCCAAGGGGCUGACCUUAGGGUGACUUUGAUUCUCUGCCAGUCCGAAGAGGGGCACUGAGGUCUAUGCUCACAAGAGUUCCAGCUAAUCCACCUGCCUGGG